AUAAAUUUUAUGGUUAUGUGUCAGAUUAAACACAAAUAAAGUGACAGUCAAUAAAAAAAUCUAGAAAAUCGUCGGCAUAAGUACCUCAGAUAACGCAUAAAUAGUGCAAUAAAUAAUCAAUAAUAAUAAGAGAACUAAACCCUUUAAAGGAUUCCAACAAUGAUUGUUUUGACGUGUAGACUUCGAGGUUAAUUGUGAACAACAUAUGUGUCAACUCUAUUGUAUUUCGUUGUGAAUUAAUUUUGUCCCGAAGUCGAUAAUGUGUUUCAACUUGAUUAUCUACAGUUAAAGACAAUGUUUGGCCUAGCAGUCGACACAGAUACUGUGGAUGACAAUGACACUUGUCUAACCACAAAAAGACACAACUCCACUGUUAUAAGCAAUGUGUAUGAAGGAAUACCUGAAACCAUAAUUCUGAAUGUUGUGUGUUGGAUCCUGCUGAUAUCUUUGUUUGCUUUGCUGAGAAACCGAGCUUGGGACUAUGGCAGACUUGCCCUGGUGCACACAGAAAAAUGGACGCAGUUGUUCUACAAGAACACUGACGACGCUGUUGCUGUCGAAGAGUCGAAUGCGGAGGUGUCAAUUAUCCCUGAUUCAGGAUGUCUGUGGUUUCCUUCAAUUUUCACCAUAAGUAGGGACAGAAUCUAUGCCAGAUGUGGGCCAGAUGCUGCACAUUACCUGUCCUUUCAAGAACAACUGCUACUCCUGUUCACCUGCAUAACCGCCUUUGCGUUAAUUGUUAUAUUGCCAAUUAAUUUCCAAGGAAGUUUGCAAGGUGACAAAACGACGUUCGGACACACUACCAUUAGUAACUUGGAGCCAACAUCACUGUGGUUAUGGGUACACAUUGCCACCGCCCUGUCGUUCUUACCUUUAACCAUAUUAAUAAUGAGAAGGAGCUCAGUGAGGAAGCCUUCGUCGACGAUGCUGGCCUCCAGAACUCUCAUGAUCACCCACAUCUCUAAGAUUCACAGGAACACUGAUGACAUCAGGAACUACUUCAUUAUUCGCUAUCCUGGGAUUGAGGUAAAGGACGUACACAUUGCUUAUAGAGUCAAGAGAUUGAUGGAAUUAGAAAAGGAGCGGGAACGAGUUCACGAAGCUAGGGUGUAUUGCAUCUCCAACAUGAAGCCUGAUAAAACAAUCAAAGUCCAACCGUACGGGUGUAUAGCUUGUUGCAGAUGCAACACUGUAAAUGCCUUAGAGUAUUACACUAACGAGGAGCAAAGAUUGAACACUUUAGUGAGUGCCGAACGUGCUAGAGCUUUAAGAAACCCCCUAGGUAUUGCUUUUGUUACUAUUAGCUCUGAUGAAAUGGCGCAUCACAUUGUCAAGUCGUUUGAACCGGGGUCACUAAGACAUUGGAAUAUUAUAAAAGCACCCACACCAUCAGACAUUAACUGGGAGAACUUAGAGAUUUCUUAUAAGAACUGGUAUUCAAAAGCCAUCUUAAUUAAUCUCAUAUUGUUCUUGCUGUUAUUCUUUUUAACAACACCCGUCAUUUUUGUUAACAUCUUGAAUGACUACACAUCUGUUCAGGAUAAUAUCAUAAAGAAAAUAAGUCCUUUAUUGUCUGAGUUUUUGCCUACGUUACUCAUUUUGUCGUUUUCCGCUUUAUUGCCUGUGCUCGUUGCUUACUCAGAUGAAUGGAUGUCACACUGGACUAAAUCCAAGCAAAACCAUUCUACAAUGUUAAAAACGUACAUUUUCCUACUUUUCAUGGUACUAAUUUUGCCAUCAUUGGGAUUAACAAGUGCCCAAGCAUUUGUUGAAAUCUCCUUUCAGAAAAAUGCAACCGUUCACUGGAAAUGCAUCUUCUUGGCCGACAAGGGUGCUUUCUUCGUCAACUACGUUAUUACAUCAGCCCUCAUUGGAACAGCUUUGGAGCUGUUAAGGUUCCCUGAGCUUGCCAUGUACGCCUGGAGGCUCCUCCGCAUUAAAUCAGAAGCUGAGAAGACGAGCAUAAGGAAGGAGAUUCUUUCGACGUUUCCAUUCGGCAUUCACUACUCCUGGACGUUAUUAAUUUUCACUAUUUCAACCGUUUAUAGUCUAACUUGCCCAUUAAUCACACCAUUUGGCUUACUAUAUUUGUGCUUAAAACACUUAGUAGAUAAAUAUAACAUUUUUUAUGUCUAUAGGCCGAUUACAAUGAGCAGUGAGGGCCAACAGAUCCACGCAAAUGCCGUAAAAAUGGUGCAAAUUCCUAUUAUUUUGCUUCAGCUCUUGAUGGCAGUAUUCUCGUUCAUAAGAGGAGGCUUAAAUCUUAUGACUUGUUUAUCUUUUAUGGGUUUUGCUAUCACCGGGUGCUUCUUUUGUGUACUAAGUCCGUUUCCAAGUUGCAGGAGGGCACAUACGAGUAUAUCGUCAAAUGCAACUGAAACUUACGAACAGUAUAUGGCGCCAGUUUUGUUCACAUCCGAGAAUAUCAAUUCUAUAUCUAUACAAAAUUCUCAGUCGUCCCCUUCCUAUGGUUCAUCCAAUGAUAUCUCAGUCAGGAUUGGUCAGGAGGUUGGUAGCAGCGAUGCCUAAUUUCUUUUUAAUUUUCUGUUUCUAAAGGCUGUGACUAAAGUUAGGUAUAGAAAAUUGUAAACUGGAAUUACAGCUUAUUCGGGCAGGAUUUGGAUACUUCUAAAUGGGAUCUUGAUCAUUCACUUGAUGGAUUUUUAUAUCAUAUUGCAAUAAUGUGUUUAGACAAAAUGUUUCCACAAAAAUGUACUGUAUACGUUGGUGGUUGGGAAACAUUCUGGUGAUGUCUCGGUGUUAUUAACUUAAAACUAAAAGGACAACUACAUACACUUUCUUUCAGUGUUUUAACUAAAAUUUUAUUAUAGUCUAAUUAGGCGUCUAAUUAAUCAACCUUUUUAUAAUAAUUAACUAUGAUUUUUAUUAUUUUACAUGUAUUGAAAGCAUAUUUAUUACUAGCAAAAUCAGUAUCCUUUUCUUAUGUCUAAUUAUGAAAAAUUCUUAGUCUAUCUUUGUGAUAAAUUUACAGAUUGAUAUAUUAUACAUAUAUAAAUAUUAUUUUCGCAUUGUACCUUAUCUAAUAAACUUAUUUAUAAAACUCA
This is a messenger RNA of Aethina tumida (small hive beetle), 3065 nucleotides long. It is a transcript of the gene Tmem63, whose product is annotated as calcium permeable stress-gated cation channel 1. Gene Ontology annotation, molecular function: calcium-activated cation channel activity. Gene Ontology annotation, cellular component: plasma membrane. Bases 295 to 2529 code for a protein of 744 amino acids. The transcript is spliced from 2 exons. The record is from RefSeq and is a predicted model, not a curated record. Lineage: Eukaryota; Metazoa; Arthropoda; Insecta; Coleoptera; Nitidulidae.